AUGGAUGACAUAACUGUCCGUCUAAUGCAGAUUUCUGCAAUGAUCAUUGGAGCAAUUUGUGUCAUUGGAAAUGCUUUKGUUUGUCAUGUCAUCGUUAGACUUAAAUCCAUGAAGACGUCCAUGAACUAUGUCAUACUAAAUCUUGCUAUACUAGACGCCAUGACUGGUUUCUUUGGAAUAUGUUUUGUUAUCACAAGCGAUAGCAAUGGCGUCCUUGGUCCACCAGUACUCCAACAGGCAUAUAAUCAGAGUACCACAUUAGCUGAAGUACUUUGCAAAGUCGAGUGGUCUUACCUUUUUGGCGGUUCUGUUUCACCUCUUUUGCUCACGGCAAUGGCGUUCGAAAGAUAUAAAGCUAUUGUCCAUCCUCUCUCAACACUUGGCGGAGGCACAAAAGCAAGGCUUAAAUGGAUUUUACUUAUUUCGUGGCUUAUAGGAUCUGGUUUUUAUAUCGUUGACAUCAUCACUGUUCAAUACCACAGCAUAUAUG
Messenger RNA from Exaiptasia diaphana, 490 nucleotides. RefSeq names its product neuropeptide FF receptor 2. Gene Ontology annotation, biological process: G protein-coupled receptor signaling pathway. Gene Ontology annotation, molecular function: G protein-coupled receptor activity. The transcript has a single exon. The annotation marks the transcript as partial. The record is from RefSeq and is a predicted model, not a curated record. Gene Ontology annotation, cellular component: membrane. NCBI's taxonomy places the organism in Eukaryota, Metazoa, Cnidaria, Anthozoa, Actiniaria, Aiptasiidae.